GAACACAAAAGAGAUGAACGCAUCUGAAAAAAGUUCACAGAAAAUAAGGGGAACUGGGUUCAGCUCUUGGUGCAUCCGUGUGUCUCUUGAGUUUAUGAGCUGGAUGUUGACUGAAGAUCAGCGUCGUCUCUGAACCCUAACAAUGCAGUGGUGGGCCGUCAGGGCCUUCAAGGCCUUUGCUGAAGGCCUAAGAAAUAUCUAAAUCAUGUGUUAGUUAUAGUUUGUCCAUGCAUACUCAUUAAACCAUUACAAAUGGUCUGUCCAUUCUCUUUCAUUGUGUUCAUGAUGGUUAUGAAUAGAAUAGAAGAGAAGAGAAGAGAAGAGAAGAGAAGAGAAGAGAAGAGAAGAGAAGAGAAGAGAAGAGAAGAGAAGAGAAGAGAAGAGAAGAGAAGAGAAGAGAAGAGAAGAGAAGAGAAGAGAAGAGAAGAGAAGAGAAUAGAAUAUCUUUAUUUCCAUAGCACUUUUCCCAGAGCGAGUCACAAAGUGCUUUACAAAGAGAAUAAAAUCAUAUCAAAACACAAAAAAGUAAUAAAAUACAAUAAAAACAAUAGUAAAACAAAUGUUAUGUUAUGCUGCUUUCCAACAGAUUUUCAUAUUGGAGCAUUUAACCAAUCGCAUUUCAGCUCUGUUUGUUGCUAGGCAGGGUCAGAGCUGCCUUCAGUAUCCGAUUUUAUGGUCCUCUAAUGCAAAAUUAAUGUUGGUCAUUCAUUUCCUUCAACCAAUCAGGUUCUGAGUUGGUGUCAGCAGGCCUUCUAGCAGGUUUAGGCAGCGUCACAGUAUUCAGAGCUUCUGAUUGGACAGAAAUUUCAGGAAGUCACUACAAGCAGCCUCGUCCAGUUUGACAGAGAACUUUUUGAUGUGUUUCAGUUAAAAACACAGAUGACUGUAAUUAAGGGUGCUCCGAUUGAUCGGUCGCCGAUCAUAAUCGGUCGAUUAUAGCUUUGGGAUGUUUGAUCGGUCGUCUCUAUAAAGGCCGAUCCAGAAAAGCCGAUCAGAUGACGCAAAACUCGCGAGACGAUUUUUUUACGCGCUGCUAAAAAUGGCUUCACCGUCUGGCAAUUCUACGUGGUGUGCGAAAAAGAUAAUACAUUAGCAAUCUGCAACGUGUGUACCAAGCAAAUCCCACGAGGCGGAAAGCACGCAAAACAUUUUAACACCACCAACCUCAUCAGACAUUUGAAGGUUAGUCACGUAAAGGAAUAUGAGCAGUUUUCAAAGUUAGCUAGCGCAAAGAGAGAGCGAGACAGUUCAGCAACUCAAGCGCCACUCACUCAGCUGUCAGUAACAGAGACAUUUCAAAGAAAGCAACCCUACAGCAGGGACAGUAAGAAGCAUAAAGAGAUAUCAGACAAAAUAAUGGAAUUCAUUUGCCUAGAUCACCAGCCUCUGUCUGUUGUGGAAGACGAAGGGUUCCAGCGACUCAUGUCCUAUUUAGAUUCACGUUACACUCUGCCAGGGCGUAAAUAUUUCACUGAUGUGUGCCUGCCGCAGUUAUACCAAACCGUGUUUACAUAUGUCGACAGCCUUAUGAAGGACAACAUAACAUCGAUUGGUUUCACUAGUGACAUUUGGAGUGCGAGUGUAUGCCCCAUGUCCAUGUUGAGCCUCACUGCGCAGUUCAUUAAUCAAAACUUCGAACUACAAAAAGUUGUUCUACAUUCUCAAGAGUUUUCAGGGUCACACACCGCAGAGGCUCUUGUUGCUGCAUUCAGCGACAUGUUUCAAGCAUGGGGAAUCCCGAAGGAAAAAGUGCAUGUUAUUCUAAGGGAUAACGCAAAGAACAUGGAAAAGGCCAUGAGGGAUGCCCAUCUACCCAGCCUGCCGUGCAUGGCGCAUUCACUCCAGCUCGCCGUGACCGAGGGAGUCAUGUCACAACGCAGCAUCGCUGAUAUAAUCGCUUCUGGAAGACGCAUCGUCGGUCAUUUCAAACACUCCCCGCUUGCUUACUCACAACUUCAAAGUAUUCAGAAACAACUGGGCCAGCCUAUCAAGAGACUACAGCAAGAUGUACCUACCAGGUGGAACAGUACUGUAUACAUGCUGCAGAGUCUGCUGGAACAGAAACGUGCCCUGUGUGCUUAUGUAGCCGACUAUGACUUACCCUCCUCCAUGUUCACCAGUAGCCAGUGGAAAUUAGCUGAAAAUAUGAUUUCGCUACUCGCCCCAUUUGAAGAGCUCACACAGCAGAUCAGCUCAUCCACUGCAUCGGCUGCAGAUGUUAUACCAUCCAUCAGAGCUUUAACUCGUCUUCUUGAGAAGACAGCAGAGACUGACCACGGUGUAAAAACUUCAAAAGCCACGUUGUUGGAAGCGGUCCAGAAAACAUUCCGUGACAUUGAAUGUGAGCGCCUGUAUAGCAUUGCUACAAUCCUCGAUCCGAGGUACAAAGACAGAUAUUUUUCUGACGCAGUCAAGCCCCAGAUACGUGGACUGCUUUCUAAUGUCCUGGCCACUGGAUUGGAGCAGCAGGAUGGUGAGGCGAGUUUGGCUGCAAGCGGGUCCGGACCCCCAGAGAAAGUACCAAGAACCGGCUCCUUGCAUGCUAUGUAUGCUGAGUUGUUGGGUGGAGAUCAGGAAUGUGGUAGCAGUGAAAACACCAGCUCAGCAUCAUUGCAAUUGAAUUUCUACCUGUCAGAGCCAGUUAUCGCUCAAAGUGGACAGCCACUUGUUUACUGGCAGAACAAUAAAAGCCGCUUUCCCACUCUCGCACAAGCAGCACGCACCUACCUCUGUGCACCGUGUACAAGUGUUGAUAGCGAACGACUUUUGAGCAAAGCAGGGAAUAUUAUUGAUGAGAAGAGGAACAAGCUGUCAGCCAAAAAUGCAGAGAUGCUUAUAUUUAUAAAGAAAAAUCUGCCAUUGAUGCUUAAGAAGUAAGCUUUGGGCAAUCUAAUAAUCUCUAUCCCCCCUCUCUCUUUUUCUACCUCUCUCUACCUCCCUAAAUGCCCACAAAAUCUGAAUGAGUAUCUCAGAAAGCUGUUAUAGAUAUACAGAUAUGGAAGUUGUUAGUUAUUAGAAUGUUUUGUUGCUGUGCACUUUACUACCUGUGCUCCUUGAAAUGGUCUUUUACAAUAACCAAUGUCUGACUGACUUAAAACAAUAUUUUGGCUAUAGCCUUUUUUGUUGCAGUUUUAAAAGUAGCCUAAAGCUAAAUUUAAAGACUCAGAUGUUAUGUUAUGUCUUAUCUUAUUUUAUUUAUAUAUUCUCCAGGAAAGUUGUAUUAGUCAAGUCCUAAGUUGUUCCUAAUAACCAAACACAUGCUGCUAAGUUAAUUUGUUGGAAAUGUUGCUUCCAAAUAAAUACACAGUUGUCAAUUCAUGAUGCGUUGUCUUCUCUUAAUUGUAAUACUUAAUGUGCAUUGUUGUUAAAUAUUGUUUAAAAAAUUAUGCUACAUGAUAAAUAGAAGGCUUCAAAUAGACCCUGUAAUCGGUGAUCGGUAU
This is a messenger RNA of Oryzias latipes (Japanese medaka), 3440 nucleotides long. The record is from RefSeq and is a predicted model, not a curated record. Lineage: Eukaryota; Metazoa; Chordata; Actinopteri; Beloniformes; Adrianichthyidae.